CUUGUAAAUCGGAUUGUACAAAGGAUGAUUAGUCAAUCCGAGAAACUUCGUUAGUUAUCGGAAAGUUUGGAUCUACCAUGGUCGAUUUUAGAGUAUAAUCGGCCAUGGAUCUACAUAAUCGCAGCAACGGUUGGCUCGUCGGGCAAGAUUGUUGAAAAAGGCGUCUGAGGCCGCCUUAAGUAUUCCUACUGGUCUUAUCUAGGUUUGUUGAAAGGUUAUGUUUAUUGUUUGUGUUUGUUUAUAUUUUUCUCUAAUGAAUUGACCCCAACAUAAAUAGGGCUAAACCUGCUUUUUUAAUCUCGCUUUGAAAAACUUUGAUGGGCAAUACAAAUUUUCCAGUCGAUAACCUAAGCGGAACAUUGGGAAAAUAUGGAUUCGAAUCUAUUUGAAAUUAAUAUAAAAGAAGAAUCAUCUGAAGACGAAAUCAUAGAUGUUUGUGGGGACGAAGACCAAGAUGAUAUUUUUGUUGAAUUCAUAGAAGCAAAGAGGAAAUAUGAAGCGUUGCAAUUCAUAGAUAUAAAAGAAGAUGGUAGCUUUGAAGAAAACAAGACUGAAAUCAAUGCAAAUUGUGAAGCAUUGGAACUUGACUAUAUGGAGUUACAUAUCAAGUCAGAAUGUAAUACAGAUUCCGAGAACGAAGUCAUUGAUGUGGGCGAUAAUAAUAUAUCUAGCGAUAAUAAUAAUUACAGAGAUAAACCACAUUAUGAACCUAACUGUAGACCCUACUGUCGCACGCAGGAGGAUAUUCAAAAGGAAGAAUGGUACAAGUGCAAUGUUUGUUCUCACAAAACAAAGUAUCCUCAAAAUCUGGUAGUUCAUCAGCUUGUUCACGACAAAUCCGGCAAAAAAAUCUUCUAUUGCUACAACUGUGAUUACAAAACAUUUCGAAAGUACGACCUUAUUAGUCAUAUGUACAAACACAGUAGAACUAAAAAAAUAUACUGCUGUAACAUGUGUAGCCAUAGUACGAUCCGUAAGAAUGACUUAAAAGCUCAUAUUUCAAGAAUACAUGGAGAUGGAAAAUUUGUCUGCGUUCAUUGCGGUAAACGUCUGAAAGAAAAAAGAGCUAUUGAAGAUCAUGUAAUCAAGCAUCAUCCCAAAUUUAUUCAUACUGUUUCUAGUAAAAUAUGGGAAUGUAACCAAUGUAUGUUCAAGAGUACCUACAAAAGUGGCUUGUCUCAACACAUGGAGAGAAAAAAACAUUAUCCAAGCGAUGCUCCGGUUUAUACUUGCCAUGUAUGUGAUAAAUAUGUCACUAGUUUUAAAGCCAAAUUCAACGCACAUUUGAAAAGUCAUGCUAAGGUUAAAACAAACUACUGUUGCCCCGUCUGCGUGGGUUCUUGGUCAAGAAAGAAGUAUUUAGAUGAUCAUAUUUUAAUUCGCCAUCGUAACUGUGAUGAACUGACGAAGACUGUUACUUAUAAAAUUUUUAAGUGUGAGAAAUGUUAUUAUAUGACUGUUUUUAUAACGAAAUUUAAAAAGCAUGUUAGGACACAUCACUUGUUAUGAUUAAUAGUUGUAUGGUUCAUAUUUUUAUAUAAAUGUAAACUAAAAUAAAUAUAAAAUAGCAGCGAUAUCGUAAGAUGUUAUCUUCUCAUGAUGGUGUGACCUAAGAAAAUUGUCACAUUCCUUGUUAAAUGCUGCUUUUAGGCUGCUAAAUAAAGUGAUGUUUAAUGGCUGAAGGCGAUGUGACGAGUGUGGCGGCAGUAUCAUCACAAUUAUUCCAUUCUCCUUGCAAACAUUGUACGCUGUUAAGGUAGUGGUUUUGUCCAUUACGAGAAGCACAGGCUGCUCUUUAGUUGGCUUAGCAUGGAAAAUAAAAUGGUGUAUCCAGGUGACAUAUAACACUUCAGUUAUCCACCCGUUAUGACUGCAAUGGUAAAUUGCAUUUGGUGGUCCAGCUUUUGCCAAAUUAGGGCUCAUUCUUUGGCGAGGGUAGAUAACCAUUGGUGGAAUAUAUUCACCAGCAGCACUCAUUGCACAGCCCACAGUGAUAUUUUUCCCCCGUUCCCAGCUUGUAGCAGCACCCACUUGCUUAAUUCCUUUCGGGCCUAAAAUCUUUCCUGGUUUUUGGACCGUGGAGAUCCCCGUCUCAUCAAAAUUAUAUAUUCUUGAUGUCGUAAACUCGUGUUUGUCCAUUUCACAGUUGAGGUUGGAGAAAAAAAGAUCCACUUCUUCUUUAUUGAACGCAGUUAUUCGACGUAUUCUUGUUGCUUCUGGUUUGCGAAUGCUGAUUCUUAGGUUCCGCUUCAAAAAUCCAUUAACCAAUCUUGCCCCGCUAAUUUAGCUGAUUUGUUAAAUUGGUGUGGAAUGCCAUUUUUCUCAGCAUACUCAAACACUAAGCGGCGAAGCUCAACUGAGGAAAUGCCGUAAAACACUUUAGCUAGAAGUAAAACUUGUUCUGCAAUUUCAUUUUCUUGCUCUGGUGUGAAUACAGGUUGCUGCCCUAAAGCUAACUUUUUAGUCACGAGUCUUAAGUCUAUCACUCAAGGUCAUAACUGGAAUAUUAUAAGCCCUGGCUGCUUCUCUUAGUUUUUUCACGUUAUUUAUGACGUCAUUGCUUCUUCCGUCCAUUUGGCUUUUUGGGUUGUCCUUUCAUAUUUUCGGACCAUCUGUAAAAAAACCUUAAUGUUAUGGCUGGCAAGUUAUGUUUUUAAUAGGCUACAAAUACUAAUGGGGGGAGGGGUGGAGUAUAAAACUAUAUUGUUCAUGAUAUUUUCUUCAUAAAUUUCAAUCCAUCAAUCUUGCCAUAUUAAACCAUUUGGGGCUAAGUCGUACAGAAACGAGGCUAUACCGUACACUUCUGUACGGUUUAGCCCCAUCCUGUAGCUCGUGGGAGUUUAAUAACCUAACCACAAAUUCUACCGUCAAACUAAUCAUCACUCGUGAUCAAAAAAGAGCUUAAGAAAAAUAGUUUCUUAUGAUCUUAUGGUUACUAGCUUAUAAGUAAAGGUUCUCCACUCACCUCUUAUUUGGCACUGCCCCAAAAUUAUAAGAGAACAUAAAAAAAAACAAGUUUUUUCACCGUCACACUGGUACUUUUACUCACAACGGAACGAACUCAAUCCUGCAAAAUUGCGCGUUCUGCCGCUAGGUUGCGACACCGAUCGGACUCGUCUAGCUAAUAAUCUAAAGACGAAAAACGGGUGUAUGGUUUAGCCUCGUUGUACGGUAUAGCCCCACUCUCCCCUACCUAUUUGAGUCAAAAAUAUAUUAACUUCAUUUAUCUAUA
Molecule: messenger RNA, 3232 nt
Organism: Acanthoscelides obtectus
Lineage: Eukaryota; Metazoa; Arthropoda; Insecta; Coleoptera; Chrysomelidae
Source: the annotation of a GenBank genome assembly